Aspergillus nomiae NRRL 13137 is the source of this 2964-nucleotide messenger RNA. Its product is annotated as IQ calmodulin-binding motif domain protein. The record is from RefSeq and is a predicted model, not a curated record. The transcript has a single exon. The coding region runs from base 1 to 2964 and encodes 987 amino acids. Lineage: Eukaryota; Fungi; Ascomycota; Eurotiomycetes; Eurotiales; Aspergillaceae.
AUGAUCCGCCGCAACUCAGAUAUUGAGGUUCAGCUCCCAGGUGCUGCAGGUACUGCGGAUUCUGUGAAGGAAGCAGACAUAGAAAUGCUGCCAGGGGAGCAAGCACCACCACUAAACUUACCCACCCGCCUCGCCGCCCGCUUCUCUCGAAAGCCGAAUGUGCUUCGACGCUCCUCUGCUGCCUCCUCUCGUCGAAGUUCGAUCUCAUCUUUACACUCACACCACUCGAGCGCUUCAUCUCAUGGCAUAUCUCCCACCGAUAAUAUCGCGCAACAUCUCCGGCGAACUUCCAUUCUUGAGAGCCGGAAAGCGAGGCUCGCAGACCGUGCUCUGCAUGCAGAGAAGGUAAGGCUUCGCGCUGCCCUUAGUAAAGCUGCAUCCAGGAAUUUGCAAAGGGAAGAGAGAGCCCUGGCUGCUCAGCAGGCUCGGGAGCGACUAUUGGCGGAGAUCACCGCCAAGUGUGAAGAAGAAGUUCGUCGCGCGAAGAAGAAGGCUGAAGAUAACCGGGAGAGGAAAGCUGCAGAGCACGCCAGGCUUCGCUUGGAAAUGGCAGAGAAGUUUGCAGAGGCCGAGAAGCGGCGUGCACUCUAUCAGCAAAAUCAUCGACGCCACCGCACAAGCAGCUUACCUACUAGCGAAGAGAAAAAGAUGGGCAAGGUGGUUAGCAGCCCACUUACGCAUGAUGCAGCCGCGAGGACUAUCCAGCGAAUAUGGAGAACCUAUCAUACCAGGAGGAUUAUACAGGAGUUUCGAACGCUAGAUUUGACAACCAACCGCAUUCAGCACAUGGAUUUUGAGGAUGUUGGAGCCCUGCUUUCGGAGAAUAAAGUCCUGACCGUAACAGCUCGUGUGCUUCGACUUUGUGGACUACAAGAUAUGGAAAGUGGUACAAUGGGCGGAAGGGGCGCUGUGCGCACGUUUCUCAGCAGUUAUUUAAUCGUAACUCAUCCCGCUGAAGUGCUGAGCAGCAACGGUGAACAGGAGCAGGAUUUGAUUGCGAAGGCUCGUGAACUCAUUCUAGCGUUUGAGCAAGCCAUGCCACUGCUUUUAUCUGGCUGCCGCUUGACGCCGGCCAAUUCUACAGAGCUUCAGACAGUGUGUGAGGCUUACAAUGUCUUCUUUUCUGCCUUCCAUGCUUGGAAGACUCAUGACUCUAGCGUUCUGAUCGAAAUCAUGCUGGCUCAAUUUGUUGAGCUGGAGUUAAUCUGGCAAACGGUCAAGAAUGAUCGAGCUGGUGGUGUGGCAGAUGAUUAUCGUCAGGGCAUCAGGCAAAAUCAGAUCCUGCUUCUCGCCCGGCUGAAGCGCCUAGCCGGCUCGGAAAGAGCAAUGCAGAUGGUGCGAGAUGCUUUGAAGAAGGCUAAGCGCGAGACGAAACGUACUGCCUCCAGGCAGGCCAUUCCACGGUCGGCAGAGGUCACGCCUUCAUCGACCGAAACGCUCACGGAGAGUGUUGCGUCUCCUAUUAGCGACACUUUUAACAAUGUGGAGGGUACUGUUUUGCGGGAGUUGGACAGGCAGCGGAUCUCCCCGCAUGAACGCUUCACAAGAAUCUUGACUGCACUCCCAGAAAACCGUGCGUUAGUGCAUGAACUUCUCAUCAACAAGGAAUUCAAGAUUGAAGAGACACAGUAUACGGAGCCGCGUAAACAAAUUAUGAAUCACAUGUGUGAUAUGAUGCGCAAAGAUGUGGACGCUGGGCUAGGUACGAACUGGACAGUAGCUAUGGCCACAGUAAUUCAGGAUCGAUUACUACGUUCGCUCCGCCCGGGUAACUCGCUUCAUGUGCUGAUUAGCGAAGUGCUAGACCCAAAGCUGGUUGAGAAUCAAUGUAAUGUUGGUGCUUUCUCUUACGCUAGCUUCUUCAACUUCAUGAACACCAUCCUACCGAAGCUUUGUGCUCCGUACCGAGAUCCUAUAGUCAAGGCUUUUACGGAAGAUACUUCAGGAGAUGCGAUUGAUCGUCUGGCGAGGCUGAUGGGGAUAAUCGACUUGCUGUCCCUCGACCAUACGAACUUUAUGAUCCAACUUGCUGCCCCCCAACUUAUCCAAGAGGCGCCUGGGUAUGAGCAGAGAACCUUCGAGAAGGGCCUUCGUGACGGAUCCUUGAGCCUGAGGAAAGCAAGGCGCUUCUGGCGAACACAUCACAAAAUCAUUGUAGAUGAGAUCCGGAAGCGUGAUCCGGAGAAUAUCAACGGGGAACCUCAGCCGCCUCCCUCGAAGAUUUAUGCUCAAGGUCUCGUGGAUCUUGUUCUGAGCAAUGCACCCGUGUGUGAUGACCUAGUUCCUGAGACCUUAGAGCUGGACCGCCAACGACUAGAGAGACUGCACGCGCAAGCAUUCAAAAUUGUGGCGACUGCGUCUAUUUUACUGGCAGCUAAGAAUUUACUCAAGCGUGACGUGCGAUCACAAUGGAAGGCUGAAGCGGAUCGUAUUAUGUCUCUGCAUUUUGGUGAUAUUGAACCUAAUCGAGUAAAGUCGAUUCUGGAGUCAACACACCCAAUGCCUUCUAAUGCCAGCGCUCAACUUGCGGCGACCAUCCGGCGGGUACUGGCGCCGGUCGCCAAGGCGUGCGCUGCUGUUUCUCCAUCUGCGGCAACACAGACGACGGUUGAGAUUCAUACGGACGCGCCCGUACGAGAGAUAGCGGUGGCACAAAACCCGGUGAACUCCGAUAGAGGUGAAGUUGGUGCGGCCAGCUUCACAGACCCUGUUGCGCGGCUCAUUCUUUCCCGUUUGCGCGCCCAUAUUCUCUCUCGCCUUAGUGCUUCAAGUGCGGCCGAGAGGAUUCGAACCACGACGACGGCCAGCCAGUGCUUGGCCGGUGCAGGAAUGCCCGAGUUUGUUAACGAGGUUGGCAAGUUGACUGAAGAGCUGGAGAAAGUGCGCGAAGUAGAUUGGCUGUGCCAUGGUAUGGUCUAUGAGCAAAUAUUAGGAGAGGGCAUUUCGACAGGGUCUAGGCCUUAA